AUGCAGAAGAUCAAGAAAACCAUUGAGCAGAAGCUCGGCGACCACCCCAAUGUCAAUUCUAACCCCGAGACGCAACCUAACUCUGGAGUCGGUCAUGGUUCAAACCAAGGAAACGCUUCAGACUCGUGGGUGACCAAUAAGAUCCAGUCGGGUCAGGGUCAUGAUCGUGGCGAGGGGCCAAGAGCGGGCGGUACGACUGCCUCAGACGUAACGUCUGCUGGCCAGACAAGUGGCGUGAUCGGCGAAGCACCUAGGGGUACCAAGUGA
This is a messenger RNA of Recurvomyces mirabilis, 267 nucleotides long. RefSeq lists its product as uncharacterized. The record is from RefSeq and is a predicted model, not a curated record. Lineage: Eukaryota; Fungi; Ascomycota; Dothideomycetes; Mycosphaerellales; Teratosphaeriaceae. The transcript has 2 exons. The coding region runs from base 1 to 267 and encodes 88 amino acids.